Messenger RNA from Alternaria alternata, 803 nucleotides. RefSeq lists its product as hypothetical. NCBI's taxonomy places the organism in Eukaryota, Fungi, Ascomycota, Dothideomycetes, Pleosporales, Pleosporaceae. The record is from RefSeq and is a predicted model, not a curated record. Bases 184 to 708 code for a protein of 174 amino acids. The transcript is spliced from 4 exons.
UAAUAGAUGAGUUAUGGCUGGGGCUAGCGAGACGUGGCUGCGUGCACAGAUAUGUAUUUGAUUGUGAGAAUAGGCGGAUAAAGCGGCGAGCAAACUCCAAGAUGCUAUCAGGGAGGCAAAGACGUUAGAUUAGGAUUUUGGAUAGUGGAGAAGGUAUGUAAGAUAUCGCGGGGGGAGCUAUUGAUGUGCGAUCGGGUUGUGUUUGGUCUGAGAUCCACACGUUCGUUCGCCCGCCCCUCCUCUCCAACCUCCCCUCCCACUAGCGCACAUCGUUCGCAAGCCACACAUCCAACGAGUUUGCUCGGCGCUCACACCAUUCUCAGACCACUGACCCGUAACUCGAUGGCGCUUGAGAUUGCCGAGCGAGACGAGGCGGGGAACUUGGUGUUGGAGUAUCUUGCUGAGGCGCAGGGAACGAGGGUUGACGUGAUUUAUCCCAAAGAAGCGAAGAGCUAUGCGCAACGCCUUCUUGGUGUUUUCUUACCAGCAGGGUAUCCGCAGAGUGUGACGGAGGAUUAUAUUCAUUACCAGAUCUAUGACUCGCUUCAGGCAUUUUCUUCCUCGAUUGCAGGGCUGUUGGCAUCGAGAGCUGUGUUGGAAGUCAUUGUGCGAGUUUGCUGUUGUGCGUGGUCAACAAGUCUCCACGUAUUGAGGUCAAGAUAUGGAAAUUAUGCAUUGCAGGCGUCAGAUACAGCGGAACCCCUAUGACGAUUAAACAGCAACAACACAACCAUGCAUUCGCCUGUCUAACACCUACAAACAGGCGUCGGCGUAGGUGACUCGACUGCCUCCCCGACCUCCGC